UAGAUAUAAUUAAUUUAAAAUGUCACAAAAUACAAAAAAUAACAUAAGUGAGAAUCCUAGUGGAAAUAAUGUAGAUAAAGUAGAAAUUAGUACAAUAGGAAACUUGAAGAAUAAUGAAGAAAUCGAGUUUGAAGACGCUUUAGUUUUAGCAGGUUUCGGCAAGUACAAUUUCAGAUUGUUGAUUCUCAGCAUUUACUCAUUGCUGGCCGCCAUUGCAGAGGUUUUUAGCGUUGGCAUCAUUGUAGCAACGAGCCAAUGCGAUUUGGAGCUCGGCGUGUUUGAAAAGGGAAUCAUCGGCUCCGUGCCUAUCUUGGGUGUAAUAUCAAGUGCCCACUUCUGGGGCUACCUCGCCGACACCAGAGGUCGCCUCUACACCCUCCAUAUUACUAUAAUUGGCACAGCUGUUUUUGCCUUCCUGUGUAGUUUUGCUAAUCAUUGGAUAUUUCUGAUGGUAGCUAAACUGUUUUCUGCUAUAUUUGCCUGCGGCACGAACGCCGUUAUAUUUUCUCUGCUCGGAGAGAGCACGCUGCAGACCUACAGAGCGAGGUUCCUUCUCUACGCUACAACGGGCAUUAUGUUCAGUCAAGCUGUUAUCUGUGCGGUAGCAUACCCAACCCUUCAACUUAAUUUCGCGUUCUACAUACCAUUCCUCAACUUCUUGUACCGGCCAUGGCGUCUGCUGAAUCAGGUCAUCGCUCUCCUCAGUAUCCUCGACUAUUUUCUUCUAAAGUGUUAUGUGUUGGAGAGCCCUAAGUUCUACGUUUCAAAAGGCGAGCAUGAAAAGGGCCUGGAAAUAUUGAAGCAGAUGUUUGCUGUGAACAGUGGGCGAGAUAAGAAUGAAUUUAGCGUUAAACAAGUUGUUCUAAAUGAAGAUGAAAACAAAACGAAGAGCUCUAACUUUUUCCAAUCAAUAUGGAAUCAAACGACGCCGUUGUUUAAUAAAAAGCACCUCAAGAACACGCUGCUUAUUUUCGGAAUUAGCGUACCAACAUAUUGUAUAUGCCCUCCGUUCUCUGUGUGGAUGCCGUAUAUAUUCAACAGCUACAAGAAUUUGGGAGAGCCCGGGAUGAGUUUCUGCCAAAUGUUUAACGUUCAAACUUACUUAGGGAACGAGACUACAUUUACUGAGGCGGAUUUGGUUUGCGACGACACCAUUGUUCCGUUCACGUUCGCCGCCAUCACCGGCUUCGCGUGCACCAUCACUGUCGUCUCUAUCAUCAGCGUUGCCAUCGUGAAGUACAUCGGCAAGAAAUGGACCUACAUCGGCUUCCACUUGCUCGCGACCAUGCUAGCCGCGAUCAUCGACUUCGUGCCCAUCGAGUGGGGCAUCGUGGCGUUCGUCGGUAUGAUGUGCAAUGUGGUCUGCAUGGGCGUCACCACCAGCUACGCUGUUGAACUGUUUCCUACGUAUAUGAGGUGA
Messenger RNA from Cydia strobilella, 1420 nucleotides. Its product is annotated as synaptic vesicle glycoprotein 2A-like. Gene Ontology annotation, molecular function: transmembrane transporter activity. Lineage: Eukaryota; Metazoa; Arthropoda; Insecta; Lepidoptera; Tortricidae. The transcript has 9 exons. Gene Ontology annotation, cellular component: membrane. The coding region runs from base 20 to 1420 and encodes 466 amino acids. The record is from RefSeq and is a predicted model, not a curated record. Gene Ontology annotation, biological process: transmembrane transport.